Molecule: messenger RNA, 1296 nt
Organism: Ustilaginoidea virens
Lineage: Eukaryota; Fungi; Ascomycota; Sordariomycetes; Hypocreales; Clavicipitaceae
Exons: 2
Coding region: 1-1296 (431 amino acids)
Biological process (GO): mitochondrion organization
Cellular component (GO): SAM complex
Source: RefSeq, a predicted model, not a curated record
AUGCUGGACCUCUACGUCUGGGGUCCGGCCUUUGGUCUGCCCUCCAUCGAUGCAGAAUGUCUGGCCACCCUGACGUACUUGCGCCAUGCGCUUCCCAGCUCUGCAUGGCGCCUCGUCCCCUGCAGCGACCCCUCCGUCUCUCCAUCAAAUCUUCUUCCCGCCCUUUGCCACGAAAACGCCUGGGUUAGCGGUUACGGCCCGAUCGUAGAGCACGUCGCGUCCAGCUCGCUGGGCAGGGACCUCGAUGAGCACCUCGAUGCCGUCCAGAAAGCCGACACGGUUGCCUGCCGCGCCUUCCUCCUCGCCCAUGCCGCGCCGCUCGUCGAUCUCUCACUCUACGUCUCCGCCGCCAACUGGUCGGCGGUAACGAGGCCCGCGUACAGCUCCCUGCUGCCGUUCCCUCUGACGUGGACCCUACCGCCGCUGAUACGCGCCGAGGCCGUGAAGCGGGCAGAGCAUCUCGGCCUCGCCGACCUGGACACCGACUUUGACCCCAAUGGCGGGCUGCACCUCUCUGCAGGAGGGGACGCCCUGCCAGAGACGUUCCGCAGGCAUUUGCCCGCGACGGCCAAGAAGUCUUCUGUGCGCGAGGAGAUGACUCCCGAGCAGGCCGCUGCCAUCCGGCUGUUUUCGCUCGCGGACGAUUGCCUGUCUGUGCUCAACGCCCUGCUGAGCCAAGGCCAGCGGGACGGCCGAGACGGGAGCAAGCGGCCGCCUAGAUUCUUCGACGGGGCUUCGCCGUCGUCCCUCGAUUGCUUGGCCUAUGGGUUUCUCGCGCUCAUGCUGGUACCUCCGGUGCCGCGAAGCUUUCUCAGAGACUGGAUCGACGCAGAAGCCCCGCGACUGGCGGCCUUUGUGGAUUCAAUGGCUCCGGCCGAUUUGCCAUGCCGCCCUGCAACCGCCACCACCGUGCUGGGGUCGACUACGCGGAUCGCCGACUCCAUCCUACGAAACAUACCCCGCUUGGGCGAGCACUACACCAACGAGAUGAGGCUUCGCAAGGAAGCCGGCCUCACGGGCUUGGAUCAGAGAUGCCUGAUGAUUGUCACGGGUGUCGCCAUUGCCGGAGCCGCCGUCGGAUACGGGCUGCAGCUGUACAGGCGUCUCCAGCCGUUUGGGCUUAGAACCCAGAUCUGGACGCAGAGCCGAGGAGGAUCGAAGCUGAGCGAGUUUGGAGAACUCGGCUUGAUUCUUAACAGCGCCAUGGUUGGCUACCAAGCCGAACGAGUCGUGGCCCCAUCAGACAACGGCUCGGCAAGCGGUCGUCUGGUAGAGCUGGAUUCCGAGCUGGAUUAA